This is a messenger RNA of Pseudophryne corroboree (corroboree frog), 923 nucleotides long. It is a transcript of the gene TIMM8A, whose product is annotated as translocase of inner mitochondrial membrane 8A. Bases 344 to 607 code for a protein of 87 amino acids. The record is from RefSeq and is a predicted model, not a curated record. The transcript has 2 exons. Lineage: Eukaryota; Metazoa; Chordata; Amphibia; Anura; Myobatrachidae.
UUGAUUUCAUAGGUACACAGCUGAGCUGGCAGUGUUCCAUUACACGUAAUCAAACACAAACCCCCAGUUCUAGAGGGAAUGUACUGCCACUAUUUAUGGGAACGGACAGCUUUGCACUUGUGUCUAAAAUUCAUAAGAUCCAAAAACAACACAUUAUAUUGCUGCAUUAGUGCCGCAAAGCGGGAGUACCAAGAUGGCCGCCGUUACCUGUGACAUGCGGAGAGUACCAACAUGACUGCCCCUGUCCUACAGCGCAAUCCGAGAGGUGAGGGCGUCCUGUUCCGGAGCAUGGUGAAGGUCACCGAGCCGCUGACUGGCUUGGGUGCUGCUGCUGCUAUACAAGAUGGAGGCUGCCGCAGAUCCUGAACUACAGAGAUUCAUUGAAGUACAGACUCAAAAACAGCGAUUCCAAAGCCUGGUCCACCAGCUUACCGAGCUAUGCUGGGAUAAAUGUAUGGAGAAGCCAGGGCCAAAGUUGGAUUCUCGAUGUGAAGGCUGCUUUGUGAACUGUGUGGAGAGAUUCAUAGACACAAGCCAAUUCAUCUUAAACCGACUGGAGGAAACUCAGAAAUCCAGGGCAUCCUUUUCAGAGAGCCUCACUGACUGAAGAGUGAAUAGUCUGUUCAACUGAGGGCAUUUAAAAUAAUUUCUGUCUUGCAGUGGUGAUUUUACUUGGUAGUCUACACCUUACCCAGAAAACUGCCUUCUCUGAGUGCCUGAGUCUGUAGACUGCAUUAUCACCUGGGCAAGACCUCUACAAACCUUUCCAACUGGUCUUAAGGAUUCUUGUCAGAGGAUGUCAGGAAGCUCGCACAUAACACACUGAUGUUGGGUGGAACAGGACUUUUUUUUUUUUUUUAAUUCGUUACUGAUGAUUGCAAUAAAUUGAAAUGUGCAUGUAUAGUACACAUUGUUUUAUCAAA